Molecule: messenger RNA, 9056 nt
Organism: Oncorhynchus mykiss (rainbow trout)
Lineage: Eukaryota; Metazoa; Chordata; Actinopteri; Salmoniformes; Salmonidae
Biological process (GO): visual perception
Source: RefSeq, a predicted model, not a curated record
UCUGGUUGACAGAUGCUUCCACCAAGAAAGUCCCUAACAGGAUGACGCUGGGGCUGUAGGGCCCAUGGGGUAAAGACGGAUUAUGUCUGAGCAGUAGAUAAACAGAUUAUUCCCGAAACAGUGUCUGCUUUUUUAACCCUGUCCCUCUUGUCGCACUUCGAGCGAGUCCACUAUCCCUAGUUGGACCCAGAGAGCUUGCCUAGUUCCAUGCCAUGUCUAUCAGAUGCCACCCUCAAAUUCUCACUAUCUGCCGGGAAGCAAGUCAAAGCCUUAGCCUAAAUGACCAGCCUCCUACAUGCGGAAUCGAUAGACACCCUGAUACUAAAUGAUCCCAAGGACUGUAUUAGCACCACAUGAGAUAAACUCCGCACCUGGAUUUUUUUCUUAUUCUAACUUUGCAAACAAAACGGUUCCGUUAUGCCUUGGAAAUGUGGACUCGUUAUUACGCUGUUCCUGGUCCUCUUCACUCUCCACGCCACUGCAAUUAAAGAGAGGAAUAAUCGGGGCUCUUUGCAGAGAGGAGUAAUCGGGACAGAAACAGAAGCCAUCAAUUCAAUGCACUUGGUUGAACUUCUGAAAACGACCAAACAAAACGUUAAUGUCAGAACGGUAUUUGACCUGGAAAAGCAUCGGAGGAAGCGGUCCGCAGUCUUUCACUCUGGAGUGAGAGUCUGUCCUCAGGAGACCAUCAAUGAGGUCAUUGCCAGCCAUCAAGCCUACUACAGGCUCAGAGUUUGUCAGGAGGCUGUGUGGGAGGCCUUCCGAAUCUUCUUUGACAGGAUCCCUGUCACUACAGAGUACACAACAUGGGUUCACACAUGUCAACACGAGUCUCUGUGUCUCGCCGACCUGGCCACUAACUUCAGCAACUCAGAGGAGCACAUGAGUAUGGUGUACAGGAGGAUGAAUCUGCGAGACGAGAGGCAGUCGACUGGAGCAGAAGCAGCCGCAACCACAGCAGCACCAGAGGUCACUGAGAUAGCAGGUCCAGAAGAGACCCAGACUGCUGCACCAGAACCACCCACUCCCGUGACCAGUGAUUCCAGUGUCCCUGAUGCUCCUGAUGAUACAGUUGAAGUAGAAGAAGAAACCGCUGCUGAGGAGGACUCUGAGCUGCCCAACAUUGUUCCGGAGAACCAUGUGGAGGAGAUAGUGGAGUUCAGCAUUGACCUGGUGGACCCAGGCUACAGGGAACUACUGGACGACCCUGACUCCCCCCAAUAUGUUGACCUCUCUCAACACCUGCAAGACCAGAUGCUCCAUGUUUUUGACAAGCUCCCAGGAUUUAAAGAGAUCAGUGUUUUGGGAAUCAGCGAGGCCCAUGAGAGUGAAGGACCUGGAGGAGUGACAGUGCACUAUUCUCUGGUCUUUCAGACAAUUUCAGAGGAUGACACAGGGACUCCAGUGUCAGCUGUGCCCAACCUGCGGGAAAUGGUGGCCAAGGCUUUGAGUGAAGAGGCCUCUCUGCCAGUGGAUCUACAGUCAUUAAACUUUGAACCAGUAAAAGGGAUUCCACCAACUACAACACCAGUUGAGGAAGCUGUUGAGGAAACGAUUGAAGAUUCGUUUGAGCCAGCUUUCCACAACGAUCUGGACAUAUCCACAGAUGAGCCAGAGAUUGCCAUGGAGAAGCCUCGUCUGGAUGUUCCACUUGGCCCUGUGGAAAAGGAAAAUGCGCUCAUCACCUUCCUGGACUCUACAGAUAUUCCAGAAAAACAAGAAGAAGCAGCACCACCAGAGAGGGGAGAUGUGCCCUACAUCUACAAGGACACUAGUGAUGAAUUAGUGGAGAGUGAAUCUGAAGCAACAACUGAACCAGAGGAAGAGGUGCCAUUUAUCACACACAUGAUUGAAACCAUUCAAGCCAUUGAUGAGGGAACUGGUGAGCUUGUAAGAGACUAUUUCCCAACCUCUCCUGCUGAGGAAUACCCUGAGCCACCUUUUGGUAAUUUAGUCCCUACUAAUGGGUACCCUGUUUUGCCCCAUGAGGAUUUGGAUAUUACCUCUGCCCAUGAAAUAAAAAAUAUAGAAACUAAUGCUCCAGCUAAACUCCUUCCUAACUUGAUAUCAGAGGAGGAGGCUGUUGUUGAGAAGGAGGCUGAGCCUACUCCGACCACUCAGAUUAAGCUUACCACAGUCAUUGCCACUGAGGAAGAGGUAUCUAACCCUGAAUUACAUGUGACGACUCUCUCAGCCAUCACAGAUCAGCCUGCCACUGAAGCAAUAGAGGACUUUGAAGUUGAGGAUGAUAUUAUCCAUAUUCCGAUUGAAGGGGAAGACGUUGAGGAACCAGAACCUGAGGAAGAGGUAGUUGGGAUCUCGGAACCUGAAAAAGCGAUAGUUGUGGAACCAGAGCCCAAUGAAGACGUAGUUGAAGAUCCAGAACCUGAGGCAGAUGUAGAUGAGGUCAUGGUAGUUAAGAUCUUGGAACCUGAGGAAGAAGUAGUUGAGAACUCGGAACCUGAGGAAGAAGUAGUUGAACUAGAACCUGAGGAAGAGAUAGUUGAGAUCUCGGAACCUGAAAAAGAGGUAGUUGUGGAACCAGAACCUGAGGAAGAGGUAUUUGAGGAACCAGAGCCCAAUGCAGACUUAGUUGAAGAUCCAGAACCUGAGUCAGACGUAGAUGAGGUCUUGGUAGUUAAGGUCUUGGAACCUGAGGAAGAAGUAGUUGAGAACUCGGAACCUGAGGAAGAAGUAGCUGAGGAACCAGAACCUGGUGAAAAGGUAAAUGAGGUCUCGGAACCUGAAGAAAAGGUAGUUGAGGUCUUGGAACCUGAGGAAGAAUUAGUUGAACCAGAACCUGAGGAAGAGGCAGUUGAGGUCUCGGAACCCGAAGAAGAGGUAGUUAAGGCACCAGAACCUGAGGAAGAGGUGGUUGAGGAACCAGAGGAAGAGGUAGUUGAGCUCUUGGAACCUGAGGAAGAGGUAGUUGAGGAACUAGAACCCGAGGAAGCGGUUGUUGAGGAACCAGAGGAAGAGGUAGUUGAGGAACCAGAGGAAGAGGUAGUUGAGGUCUCGGAACCUGAGAAAGAGGUAGAACCAGAACCAGAAACUGAGGAAGAGGCAUUUGAGGGACCAGAGCCUGAGGAAGAAGUAACUGAGGAACCAGAACUUGAGGAAGAGGUAGGUGAAGAACCAGUUGAGGAACCAGAACCUGCGGUAGAGGUAGAUGAGGUCUUUGUAGUUGAGGUCUUGGAACCUAAGGAAGAAGUAGUUGAGAACUUGGAACCUGAGGAAGAGGUAGCUGAGGAACUAGAACCUGGUGAAAAGGUAGAUGAGGUCUCAGAACCUGAUGAAGAGGUAGGUGAGGUCUUGGAACCUGAGGAAGAAGUAGUUGACGAACUUGAACCUGGGGAAGGGGUAGUUGAGUUGUCAGAACCUGAGAAAGAGGUACUUGAGGAAUUACAAACUGAGGAAGAGGUAGUUGAGGUCUUGGAACCUGAGAAAGAGGUACUUGAGGAAAUAGAACCUGAUGAAGAGGUAGUUGAAGAACCAAAGGAAGAGGUAGUUGAGUUCUUGGAACCUAAGGAAGACGUAGUUGAGGAACUAAAACCUGAGGAAGCGGUAGUUGAGGAACCAAAGCCUGAGGAAGAGGUAGUUGAAGAACCAGAACCUGAAGAAAAUGUAAUUCAGGUUUCGGAAAAUGAGGAAAAAGUAGUUGAGAAAACAGAAGAAGAGGUAUUUGAGGAACUAGAAUCUGAGGAAGCGGUUGUUGAGGAACUAGAACCUGAGGAAGCGGUUGUUGAGGAACUAGAACCCGAGGAAGAGGUAGUUGAGGAACUAGAACCUGAUGAAGAGGUAGUUAAGGAACUAGAGCCUGAGGUAGAGGUAGUUGAGGAACUAGAACCUGAUGAAGAGGUAGUUAAGGAACUAGAGCCUGAGGUAGAGGUAGUUGAGGAACCAGACCCAGAUGAUGAGGUAGUUGCAAAACCAGAACAUGAGGAGGAGGUAAUUGAGAAAUCAGAGCCUGAGGAAGACAUAGUUGAGGAACCAGAGCCUGAGGAAGAGAUAGUUGACGAACUAAAACCUGAGGAGGAGGUUGUUGAGGAACCGGUAGUUGAGGAACUAGAACCUGCGGAAGAGGUAGUUGAGGAACUAGAACCUGAGGAAGAGGUUGUUGAGGAACCAGAGCCUGAGGAAGAGGUAGUUGAGGUCUCAGAACCUAAGGAAAUGGUUGUUGAGACACCAGAGGAAGCAGUGGUUGAGGAACCAGAAACUGAGGAAGAGGUCAUUGAGGUCUUGGAACAUGAGGAAAAGGUAGUUGAUGAACCAGAGGUUGAGGUUGUUGAAGAACCAGCAUAUGAGGAAGAGGUAAUUGAGGAAUCAGAGCCUGAGGAAGACAUGGUUGAGGAACCGGAGCCUGAGGAAGCGGUAGUUGAGGAACUAGAACCUGAGGAAGAGGUUGUUGAGGAACUAGAACCCGAGGAAGCGGUAGUUGAGGAACUAGAACCUGAGAAAGUGAUAGUUGAGGAAUUAGAACCUAAGGAAGUGGUAGUUGAGGACCUAGAACCCGCGGAAGAGGUAGUUGAGGAACUCAAACCUGAGGAAGAGGUAGUUGAGGAACCAGAGCCUGAGGUAGAGGUAGUUGAGGAACCAGACCCAGAGGAUGAGGUAGUUGAGGUCUCAGAACCUAAGGAAAUGGUUGUUGAGAAACCAGAGGAAGCAGUGGUUGAGGAACCAGAACCUGAGGAAGAGGUAGUUGAAGAACCAGAAACCGAGGAAGAGGUAAUUGAGGUCUUGGAACAUGAGGAAAAGGUAGUUGAUGAACCAGAGGUUGAGGUUGUUGAAGAACCAGCAUAUGAGGAAGAGGUAAUUGAGGAAUCAGAGUCUGAGGAAGACAUGGUUGAGGAACCGGAGCCUGAGGAAGCGGUAGUUGAGGAACUAGAAUCUGAGGAAGAGGUUGUUGAGGAAUUGGAACCUGAGGAAGCGGUAGUUGAGGAACUAGAACCAGAAGAUGAGGUAGUUGAAGAACCAGAAUAUGAGGAAGAGGUAGUUGAGGAACCAGAACCUGAGGAAGCGGUAGUUGAGGAACUAGAACCUGAGAAAGCGGUAGUUGAGGAAUUAGAACCUAAUGAAGUGGUAGUUGAGGACCUAGAACCCGCGGAAGAGGUAGUUGAGGAACUAGAACCUGAGGAAGAGGUAGUUGAGGAACCAGAGCCUGAGGAAGAGGUAGUUGAGGAACCAAAGCCUGAAGAAGAGGUAGUUGAUGAACCAGAACCAGAGGAUGAGGUAGUUGAAGAACCAAUGCCUGAGGAAGAGGAAGUUCAAGAACCGGAGCCUGAGGAAGAGGAAGUUGAAGACCCAGGACCCGAGGAAGAGGUAGUUGAGGUCUCGGAACCUGAGGAAGAGGAAGUAGAAGAACCAAUGACUAAAGAAGAGGAAGUUGAAGAACCGGAACCUGAGGAAGAGGAAGUUGAAGAUCCAGAACCUGAGGAAGGGGUAGUUGAGGAAACACAGCUUGAGGAAAAUAUUAGUGAGCCACCAGCUGAAGAAAUUAAAAUCAUCCAACCUGUGGAUUCUUUAGAGGACACUCUAUUUGGAGAGGAAACCUGGAUACCUGAUCCUGUUGAAGAGGACAAUAUUGUCCCAAUAGAAGACCAGUCAACUGAGGAGGACAUGGAGGAACUAUUGCCUGAAUACCACGGGUAUGAGGACAGCUAUCCUGAGGAAGCUGUUGAUAAUGUGGAAGAAACAGAUGACACAGCAGAGGUCAGUGAAGUGGAAGUGGCUCCACUGCCAGAGGAGAGUGAAGAGAAGAUAGCAAUGAUAGCAGAACCCAUCCCUGACUCUACGUCAACACCCCCUGCAGAAUCUGACACUGUGCCUGUGGUAGAUGUAACAGAGUCACCUUCAGAGUUAGAGCUGAUGGUGGAGGAUACUGAGGAGCCGGAGGUGGUUGUUAUCGAUGAAGAGGCUAAAGAGGAAGUCGUAGAGGACUCAGAACCUGAGGACGAGCGUGUGCAAGACCUUGCAGACGAACUUGAUCAAAUGGACCUGGUAAGCACAGAGCCCAUUAACCUUCCAGAGGCCAGUGGAUACUCAUUGUCUCCUGAGCAGCACCCCGUCGAGACCACAGCUUCUCCACCACUGAGAUACCUGACCACUCCCUCCAUGACCACGGCGAGUAAAGGCAGGGAGCUGGUGGUGUUCUUCAGUCUACGGGUUACUAACAUGAGGUUCUCAGAUGACCUCUUCAACAAGAGCUCUUCAGAAUACAGAUCCCUGGAGAACACCUUUUUGGAACUGCUGCUGCCGUACCUGCAGUCCAAUCUAACAGGAUUCAAGAAGCUAGAGAUUCUUAACUUCAGGAAUGGCAGCAUUGUGGUCAACAGCAAGAUGAAGUUCACCAAGUCAGUGCCAUACAACGUGACCCGGGCCGUCCACUGUGUCCUGGAAGACUUCUGCAACGCUGCAGCCAUGAGACUCAACAUUGAGAUUGACAGUCACUCUCUGGACAUAGAGCCUGCUGAUCAAGCAGAUCCCUGUAAGUUCUUGGCGUGCAACGACUUCUCUCACUGUGUGGUGAAUCGGUGGUCACGGGAGGCCGAAUGUCUCUGUGACCCGGGGUACAUGGCUGUGGACGGCCUGCCCUGUCAGAGUAUCUGUGUCCUGCAGCCUGACUACUGCCAGAACGGGGGCCGUUGUGAGAUAGUACCAAGGCAUGGAGCCACUUGCAGAUACCCAGAAAAGUAUACGUCUUCCAGGGCUGACAAAUUAAGAACGUCGAGUGUUGAAUGACAACCCUCCGUAUUGAGACUUGGCAACUGCAGAAGAGACACAGGAAUGUUAAUAAAACAAUAGCUAAAUCGCAGAUGCAGAUCACGGACAAUGUUGUGAUUGCAGAAAGACAUUGACCUGUUGGCUACUGAUGGACAGACAGGCACUCAGCCAGACAACCCCUUCAUUUGACCUUUCCAAAGCCUGUGUUUCACCAGAAAGGAUACUCCCGUUUUCUGUCAAACAGACAUUCAGGCGAACUCUGGACAGCCGUACUCGGUCAUUGUCAUCAGUGAACAAAUGACUCGGGAACGACAGAUGAAUGUCAAACGGAUGUGAUCAUUUUGCUAUGGCAUCCCAGGACCGCUAACUGCUUUUAUACAUAUGUGCUGACAUUUAUUUUAGUAGUGAAAGUGUUAAUGUAAAAAUGCCAGACGAAAAGUUACAAGAAAUGUUUUCCUCAUAAUGAGGUACUUAUGUUGCAACGUUGUAUAGUGAAUAACACGUACUGUACACCUGUGUGGGUGAUGUUAAUGAUACAUCUGUCUCUGUAAUAAUGUAAUGGUGUUUCCUCAGGGUCGUAAAACUACUGCUGUUCUGUACACGUCGGGGAAAUGAAUUGCUCACCAUCUUCAAUAGGGCUUUUUUAAAACUAUUUCCUCACAGAACUCUAUUUGUGUUGCUGUAGCAUUGAGUAACAGAACGUAAAACACGAGGAGCAAUAUCAGUUGAGUGAAAGAAUGCGUUUAUUUCAACAGUUAGAGAUCAGCAUUAGAAAAACGUGACAGUGAAAAGGCAGUAUUUGAGGAAUGAUUGUAACGCGUGGAGAGAGACACACAGAGCAUAUCGAAGCCAGUCAGUAAUUGGUUGUACAUUACAAGAGAUAUUCCAGGAGACCACACAGUACGUACAGUAGUAUACUCUGGUGUUCAAGUCAUAAAUAAAUACUUAGAUCUAAACUGAAGACAUGCCUCAGACACGCGCACGAGUGGAUAGAUCUCAUGCAUUCAAAACAACCACGACGUCGCCUUUUCGCUUGUGCCGAGCGUCAAAGGGAAUGAGAAGAAGCGCUAGAAAACAAACCCCAGACUAACAAAUCAGCCUUACCUGAAGAGAGUAGUUCUAGUCUCACAAGAGAUUGUCUCUAAAACACACAGUACUGUACAUGACAAAGGCUGUCCUUCUCCUUGUAGCUUUGAGGAAUUAUUGCUUCAUUUUAAAGUAGUUAUUUUUUUUUCAAGAAACAUGAGUCAUGUGCCCAAACCCUUUUGAUUUUAGAGUAGAAAGAUUUCUUUUGAAAAUAAAUGUGUACAUUCCUGUAGAAACAUUACUCUCUUUGUAUCAUAAAAUAUCCUGUACGUAAGUGUCUAUUGAAAUAUGAGAUGAUAUAUCCAGGAGGGAAGACUAGCUGGAUACUGUAUCUGAGCUUGAGGUCUCCUUGACCCCUCCUACUUCAUUUCUCCAUUCAGUUCUGCUCCCAUACACACAUUUGGUCCAACAGUAUGACUUGAAUGCUAUUUGAAAUCCUAGAGUAUCUCAAGAUUUGUAUGGUUCACUUCUUGUAAUCCACAUCAUAAAUUAAAUUUGAUUAGCACAUUAUUUUUCUUCUUAAGACAAUAUUUGGAAUAUCAUAGCCUUGUGUGGACAACAUAAAACAAUGCAUUUAAAUUUCAACCAUGUGGCUUUAGGAAUGAAUGGUUGGGGAAUGUGAAAAUGAAAACAUCUUUAGCUUUCUUUCGUUCUUUCUCUCAUUAGCAUUCCUAAAUCACACAUAAACAAAAAGUAAAGACUGAAGGAACAAAAUCGACUCAAUUACAUUCUGUCUGAAAGUCAGAGGUAAAAAAAAAGAAGAAGUUUACAGUAUUAUCAAAUAUAAUAAUUUGAAAUGAAUUAAUUUAUGGGCAGUUACUGAAAAUAAUCCUUAAGAACCUGACGCUCAAGUAUAACUGCCUCACAUGAGAGAUCAUCAUCAUCACCCCGCCAACACCACCACCCCCAGAAUGCGUUGAAGCCUAUUUUCCACCCAUGGAUCAAACAUCUCUUUUGUGCAAGUAUUGUCCUGUAAUAACCACAUGAACAGAAAGUAUUGGUUUACGUGAGAUCAUCAAAAAGCUGUUAUUAAGACUGCAGAGAGAAAACGAUGAGAUGUCAGGUUAAACCACCAACACAGUAAUAAACAUCUACGAUUUAAUACUCUUAAAACUCUUAUUUGGAGGCGCAGCUUUGAAAACAGUCCCUACUUUCAGCAAAUGACCCUGUUAAAGUCGUUUUUUAUUUAUAAGGCCUCGUAGUUAAAGUAGCAGGAAUAUUAAAGAAAAACCUCACAUUUGCUCAAGAAA